This is a messenger RNA of Lineus longissimus, 5632 nucleotides long. RefSeq names its product paired box protein Pax-6-like. The coding region runs from base 770 to 2302 and encodes 510 amino acids. NCBI's taxonomy places the organism in Eukaryota, Metazoa, Nemertea, Pilidiophora, Heteronemertea, Lineidae. Gene Ontology annotation, biological process: regulation of transcription by RNA polymerase II; anatomical structure development. Gene Ontology annotation, molecular function: RNA polymerase II cis-regulatory region sequence-specific DNA binding; DNA-binding transcription factor activity, RNA polymerase II-specific. The record is from RefSeq and is a predicted model, not a curated record. The transcript has 13 exons.
UGUUUGCGAUGCACUGAACAAUGAUUAGAUGGACGAUUACGUGCACACUUGGGGAGAAGUUAAUUACUAAACGGAAUCAAUUCUAAAUCCCGCAAAAAUCACAGAGGACUGAAAGCCCUUGGAUGACUUUACGUACUCAUAGGAUACCAUCACAGGCCCGCUUUAAAACAGCAUCUUAAGAUUACGUGUCUUACGUCAGGGCGUCACGAUAUUUCUGACACCCCAACAAAAGCACAGACAAUAAUUCAUCCGAGUGAUUAGCAUACCUAUCUUUGCUAGCAUAUAAACACGACAGCCUACCCGCCUGGCAUAGUUAGCAUCGACCUGCUAGGAGGCACUUAGGCGUAAGGACACGUGAAAGUGACAAGUACUACUUCAGUUGGACUUACAGAAAUUGACAAGCAAUACUUCAGUUGGACUUAGUGAAACUGACAAGUGGAACUUCCAGUGGACUUAGUGAGUCUGCUGCUGAAAUUGACGAAUGCAAAUGUAAUUCGCUACCGACGGGUCUCAUUCUGUCAAUUGGACUAAGUGAAAUUGACAACUGAUUGUUUUAGUUAUUUUUACGUGGAUUAAUUGGAUUGUUAUUUAUUCGAUUCUGACUGAAUUUUACAUUCACUCAGAAUUCAACUCGACCUUCUUAGGUCGAAACACAAGGUGCUAAACGUAGGAUAUAUACAGCGCCAAGAGGCUUGCCAAUCUACCGUCAAAACGUCGGAGGAAUCCUGCCAAAAUUACGGCCUCACUUGGUUCACCUGAAGACACACCCAUGCCAGCCAAAGAAGAGACGACGGCGACGUCACCGACGUCUUCCAAUACAGACGUCAAGAAAGCUCGUCCGAAACGUGAAAUUGGUGCCCCGAACUCGACAGUCACCGCUAACAGCCAUUGGGAUAGCCCGCCUACCGGACUAGAAUUCAUAAAACCUGACGAUCCACAUUUUGGCUUUACCCCGAUGACACCAGACGAAAGUCACAGUGGCGUCAACCAACUCGGCGGCGUGUUUGUAAACGGUCGCCCCCUCCCGGACUCGACCCGGCAGAGAAUAGUCGAGCUAGCUCACAGUGGAGCUAGACCGUGCGAUAUAUCGCGAAUUCUACAAGUCUCAAACGGCUGCGUGAGCAAAAUUCUUGGACGUUACUACGAGACAGGGUCGAUUCGGCCCCGUGCCAUAGGAGGCAGCAAGCCCAGAGUGGCCACCCCGGAGGUCGUUGGGAAAAUAGCGCACUACAAACGGGAAUGUCCCUCAAUAUUUGCCUGGGAGAUCCGGGAUAGAUUGCUCUCAGAUGCAGUGUGUAAUCAGGACAAUAUUCCAAGUGUUUCAUCAAUAAAUCGUGUGUUAAGAAACUUAGCCAGUGAAAAUCAAAAACAACUGGGACAAAGCUCAAUGUACGAUAAAUUGGGACUAUUAAACGGCCAGGCGUGGCCGCGGCCUAAUCCGUGGUACGCACCGAACACUCACCCCGCCAUGACGGGCCUCACAGCACAUCAUCCUCAAUAUCCACCACAGCCACAGCCUCCACCAAUCUCACCCACGAAAAAAGAGAGCGACGGUCACAGUAGUGCAGACUCACACAGCGGGGACACACCGAAUGGCAAUGAAAGCGAAGAGCAGAUGAGAAUACGUUUAAAAAGAAAGCUUCAGCGAAAUCGGACGUCGUUCACAAAUGCACAAAUUGAGGCUUUAGAAAAAGAAUUUGAAAGAACACAUUACCCAGACGUCUUCGCGCGUGAAAGAUUAGCACAAAAAAUAGACUUACCAGAAGCUAGAAUACAGGUUUGGUUUAGUAACAGACGAGCAAAAUGGCGGCGGGAGGAGAAGCUCCGGAACCAAAGACGAGAUGCAGCCAAUGGAGGCAGUCGCAUUCCCAUCAACAGUAGUUUUCCCAACAGCAUGUAUCCGUCUAUUCACCAGCCCAUAGCAACAAUGGGAGAAACAUACAGCAUGGCCCCAGUGGCAAAUUAUAGUCUGUCCAAUAGCAUCCCUCCCAACCCAGCUUGUCUGCAAUCGACGAAUUCACCAUCAUCAUAUUCAUGUAUGUUACCAGGAGGAUAUACAGGAACAGCUAGAAGCUAUGACCCCCUCAGCUUGAGUAGUUACUCCCGGCCCACCUGUAACCCCCACGCAGCAGCAAGCAUGCAGAGUCACAUGACGCAUCAAGCAAAUGGCGCUUCAACCGGCUUAAUAUCACCGGGCGUCUCCGUACCAGUACAAGUCCCAGGAGGUGGAUCAGCUCAGGACGUCGCCCAAGCACACAUGGCCUCGCACAUGGCCUCACAGUAUUGGUCCAGGAUACAGUGACCUUUGACCAUGUUUGGUGACCUUGAACACUAAAAGUCCCGGAUGAAGCGAAAAGGCAUCAUUGGGUGACGUUUGAAAUGAACUCUUUUUGUGCAAUUGGCAUGGGAAUUCGAUUUGAAGGAAGGAACAUUAUCGAUGUGAAACUGGUUAGUUCACGAGUGACAAUUCGGGAGGAUGACGUCAUUUUGGUACUAGGGUGUCAAGCCAUGACAAGACAAUUCAGGGAUGGAUAAAUGGACCUAAUUAAUGGGCACAUUUACAUAUCAGAAUCCAAACUUUUGUUGAAGAUGUGUCAGACGUUGUCUGAGUAAACUCAGAUUGGUAUAAAGACUAUAAAAAGACAAUAUUAGGCUCAAAUGUGCUUUAAGGAUUCAAAGAGCCAAAAAGACAAUUUUCAAUGACCAGCAUUGUUCAAUGCAUGUAAAUUAGUAUAGUACAUUUCAUAGUGGUAGUCACGUGUCUAUAGUAGUUACUAUUCAUAUGAAGAAGCUUAUUGUAUAUUUGUUUUGUAAUGUUGAAAGUACUGUUGGUUUCGUGAAGACGACAUGGUAGGCUUACAGCUGUCUCAGUCUCCGACAGCAGAGUUCUUUCUCCCGUUUUGGAGAAUUAGCCCAGCAUCUGGUACAUUUUUCUAAUUUCUCAACCAUGACAAUGUGAAAUGGACCCAAUCUUGCCAAUCUUUUGGUCUGAUUUUCAUUAUCUGCAUCUAUUCAAGUCUAAACCUUAAUCUUGUAAAUAAAACAAGUGAAUAUUGCAUAAUAUGAAAUUCUCGCGAGAUCUCAAAAAUUCUCACGUCACCUUGCGAACUAUCAAGAGAUUUCGUUAUAAUUUCAUCAUAGAAAUACACUGUUCUUGGCAAAAUACUUUUCAAAAUACAGUGCUUAGAAAUCUCACCAAAUCUCUUGAUAUCUCGUAGGAUGUCGAGAAAUAUGGAGAGUCGCUGGAAAUAGACAUUCACCCACAGCCGUGGUCCAUAGGUUCAGGGACAAAUCAACAAAAUGCUCAGCAUCCUUAUCUACAAAAGCAAAUAACAAAGCGUAAAUCAUUCACUGCAGACGAGUUUGUGACGUCCUCAACUGAAUUCGACUGCUGGGAAUACCAAACAUUGCUGCAUUUAUUUAUCGCUAACUUGUGUACUAUUUAUUAAAAAUCUAUAAAAAUUAUCAGUGGUUUCGGGGACAAAUUUGUUGGUACUUCUGUUCAUAUGAGGACGUCACAGUCUCCACAUAUGGAAAAAAAGCGAUUGUAGCUUGUUACGCAAUGCCAUUUCUCAUUUAUGCAUCAGAAGGAUAAAAGAGUCAACAUCUGUUCAGUCUGACAGUGACUGUUUUGUCACUUUUGGUGAUGGGGGGAGGUCACGCUUUUUAGCUAUGAACACCACUAAUUCUUCUGACGACAGAAACUAAUUUCCAUUUCAAAACCAGCUCGCAUUUGAAGUUUUGCCCAGAUCUUGCCGUAUAAGGACACUUCAUGCAACAUGAUGUAUAAGUCUAUCUGAUAGUUUAACCUCUAUUUUGAUAGCUCAUGUUCUAUUUGUUAGCCAAAUGACUAUUUUUCUCCUUUUUUCUCUCAGACACUGAUAGCAGUAAUUUUAUCGUGAUUUAUUUAUUUGUGUGUUUUACGUUAUCCAAGAGAAUACUCGACUUUUUCACUUUUAGUGAUGAAGAUUUAGCAAACUAGACCAGGAUAUGGAUAGGUAAAACGACUGUUCAGCAUUGUCUCAAAUCCGAUGAAGAUAGCAGCCUCCGGUCAUCCAGCCGUAGAUCACACUCAAGUUCGGUUAGUUUUGGGUGUGUAUCGACGGUUGAAUGACUGAGCGUAGAGCGACUAAAAACACUUGUGUUUGCGAUAUUAGUUUGCAAAGAUUAGAAACUGUCUACUUACUACAGUUGUAUGGUCUUGUAGUAUGCAUAGCUAUUUUGGACCGGAUAGGCCAGUUCUCGUCUUGAAAAGAAAUCUCAAUUCACUUUUGUAAACCCAUCCAAGAUGGCCGAACAUCGAACUUUUGUUAGACUUCGUGUGUGUGCUUUUUAGUUACGUAAUCUCAACGUCACGGUGCAAUACUAAAAAAUAUGUAUAACUGUACUUAAAGUAGUUUUGGAUUAAGUUAACUUUGGAAGGCUAAUGUACUCUCUGGUGAGCAAUGAUACAGGAGAAGGCGCCAGGAAGGUCGGGGAAACGAAAGACCAUAUUUUGGUUGGUACAAAUCAAAUUGACCGAAAAAGCCAUUUAGCUGCAUGAAGUAAAUAACAGACUCCAUUUUGAAUUGCCCUUCUAUUUCAUGAAAACCGCCCCCUCCUAUUUUGGAGUCCUGGCGCUGCACAUUCGUUACUCGAAACUAUUGGUCAUGGUCAUCUUUUUUCCAUGGUGAGGUUUUAAAACGAAAAUCUUGCAUUCUCAGAUUCCACAAGUCUUGCCUCCCAAUCUUAUUGCUUUCUAAUUCUAAUGCAAUUGGUUGCCAAAAGUAUGUAUUUUAACAAAUGUCCGUUGUAUUUCUAUGAAAGGAAUCUGUUGCAAAACGGUUAUAGAAAUGGGGAGUUUUGAACGGCCCAGUAAAACCAUAAUACGGGAAUAAGCUCUCAUUAAAAAAUCAAAUCAGUUUCGAGGACACCAUACAGUGGCAAAGCACUCAAUUAAUGUUUAUCCUACGAAUGUCAUCACCAUUAUCACUUUUCCAGAUGUAUUGUAUAAAACAAUCUAAAACACUCAAUCAACCACUGCUACGGUAGGCAUGGAAGAUUCCGUAGUGUUCGUCACAUAACAUUUCAUUCAUAGCACUGUUUCGAUUCCUUUGUCUGGUUCACUACAUGGCUGAGCUACAAGCACAAAGUAAUCCCCGGUCUUAUUCUCACAUUGAGUCAUCUAAAAACAUGGGUUACUCAACCAAUCAUGUAUUCCAGAUACCAUAAGACUUCUGACAACGGCUUUAGCUAUGGGAGGGGAUUGGGGGGCGAACUUUCGUACAUAAAUGUAUUGCCAAUACUCAAAUGUAAACAAGUCACGUACUCCCUAACCUUGUUCCAACAGUUAUUUCAUAAUGCUUCACAUGAAUAUUGCAUAAUAAGUCAACCUCUGACGAUGAGGUUGCUAUCAGAAGUUGUUACUUCUAUCGUCUGCCAAACCGGACGUCAGCGCAAUGCAACAUUGGUGCAACAUUGGAUGACGUAUCUCAUUACGCAUUGCGUUGAUAUCUCGGCGGAGUUCUACAAAGCUCUCAAAGAUCUACAUUAUUCAACAGUACGUUUUUCAUAGCUGUGAGCCAAAAUAAUUAAAUAAAAAUUGUGUAUCGCAACAUAAUGUCAAUAAAAUUCUAUCGAAUAAUCUAAAUAA